UCAAAACAAUCCUGAAGGUGUGUGUGUGAGAGAGAGAGAGAGAGAGAGAGAGAGAGUAGGGCGAUGGUCGUGGUUGAUAUAAACCUGUUAACUUUUUUAUUAUAAAGAUAGACAGUUUAGAUCUGUCAUGUAUAGUUAGAUAGAUUAAAGUAAUGUUGGUUAUUAUUGUAAGUAAUAUAGGUGUGUUUUUAGGUUGCCUGUGUGAAUGAACAGUGAGGUAGAGUGAUCAUUAUUGUAUAUUAAUUUAAAGAGAUAAUCAGUAAGAGAGAGAAAGAAAGAAAGUGCACAGAAAAUGGAGGCUGAAGAGAAAUCAGUAGUUGCUGCUUGUACGAGUGUUGAAGUGCCCAAGCCGCCCUCCAUCGAGGACUUCAUGGUGCUGAAGCCGAUCAGCCGCGGCGCCUUCGGGAAAGUCUUUCUGGCCCGGAAAAAGAACAACUCCAAACUGUAUGCUGUGAAGGUGGUGAAGAAAGCGGACAUGGUGGAUAAGAACAUGAGUGAUCAGAUGCGGGCUGAGAGAGACGCUCUGGCCCUCAGCAAAAGCCCCUUCAUCGUGCACCUGUAUUACUCCCUGCAGACGGCCAGCAAGGUUUAUUUGGUCAUGGAGUACCUGAUCGGCGGGGACGUGAAGUCUCUGCUCCACGUCUACGGCUACUUCGACGAGGACAUGUCUUUAAAAUACAUUUCAGAAGUGGCACUAGCUUUGGAUUACCUUCACCGACACGGCAUCAUUCACAGGGAUCUGAAACCUGACAACAUGCUGAUCAGCAACGAGGGCCACAUCAAGCUCACUGACUUCGGCCUCUCCAAAGUGAAACUCGACAGGGAAUUGAACCUUAUGGAUAUAUUGACCACGCCCUCUCUGGCCAAACCGAAGAAGGAUUAUUUCCGGACGCCUGGUCAAGUUUUGUCCUUGAUAAGUUCUCUUGGUCUUAAUACUCCAGUGAUGGAUGGGAAGCGUCACAGCAGCGCCUCGGCCGUGGCCAGUCCUAUGACGUGUGGAAGAGCUGAGCAGAGAAAGAGCUCGCUUUGUUCACCGCUGUUGGCUAGAAGACGAGAGCUCCUGCAUUCGCCGAUCUGCCCGUCACGAGGCCUCGGAGUUAACAGUGUGUUCAGUCCCAGCGUGCUGGCCAAAAGUCUGACUCCGAGGCUGAUGAAAUCCAGGAAGAGGUUCGAGUCUUUAAGUGUUGGCAGUGCUCACUCGUGCCUGCUGCCGUCCAGCGACUCGGAGAGCUGCGUCAGCCCGCUGUGGGAGGACGAGCAGUUGCAGAAAUUAGGAGGAGAUGAAAACAUCCCGCCUCCAAACAUAAAGAACGGAGCUGACAAAGUUGGGCACAAACUUCCCGUGGCUGCUGUGGAGGGAAAGAUGAGCGGUGAAGUGUGGAUUCCUGGAUACGACACUCCUCAGACACCUCUUCACAACUCGGGCUCAAGAUCACAGGCUGCAAGUAAACAACGUCCAGUUGAAGUGGAUUGUAGAAAUGGAAAGCCGAAUAUUUCAGCAGGAAAGAGACUCCCGUUCACUGACUCUGAUCUCUGUGUGACGCCUGGUAAGACUCCGCUCAAACCAUCGUCGGACAACAGGCUUACGAAACCUGAGAGGAGCUUCCUCGAUGUUUGUAGGUCUUUAGAGAAAGGAUCUGCUCUAAAACCAGGCUCGUCAGUGAAACGAGACUUUACGGAGGUGGACAAAAGCCCCGAGCAAGCUGAGAUCCAAGCAAAGAAGAGCAACACCGAGUACAAGCGAUGUUUUCCCAUUCCGGAGAAUGACUCCAGACUCCAUACGGGUCUGACCGGGAUUUUCUCUGCUGUCGGUUUGGGGAAUGACGGAGGAAUCCCGAAACAGUCCAGCCCUACAAAAGUGGCCAAGAAUCUUUUGUGCGAGCUGGAGGAACCGGGCGAGAACAUGACCAUCUCCGGCCUCACUUCCUCUCCCCAAGAGGUGAGACGAAGCCUGAGCUUGGACUCGGAUAGCUCGGUUCAUGAAAUGUCUGUGAUCACGAACACACCUCCUCCACGUGGAGCAAAAGAUGCUCUGGCGUCCUCAUUUGAGGAUGAAAAUGAAACAUCUGCCAUUAUAGAAGCACCGUCUUUAUCAGCGUCACCGAAGCAUCACGAGGAAGACCAUCACCUCCAUGUUGCCUCAAGCAGUCUGCUCAAAUCACCUCCGUUCCUCAAGCCUAAGAACGUGGUGGCCUUCAGAAGCUACUGCAGCUCCAUCAACCGCUCCAACCUGUCCUACAGCUCGCGCCUCAGCUUGGCCUCGAUGGACGGCAUGGACGUGACGAUGUCGACCUCGUUCCAGACCGCGCCUGCCGCCAUCACGCCUGUGCAGAAGAAGAGACCCAGCCUCAACAGCUCACUUUACCAGACCCCUCAACCGAUGACCAUGUCUCAUACCCCUUAUCGAACACCCAAGAGCGUACGUAGAGGUCCAGAACCAGCGGAGAAUGCCCCAAUCCUCGGGACCCCUGACUACCUCGCCCCAGAGCUUUUACUAGGGAAACAUCACGUUGCAGGAUCAGUUGCGUACGACUUCAUGGUGGACUGGUGGGCGCUGGGCGUGUGCCUGUUCGAGUUCCUCACCGGAGUGCCUCCGUUCAACGACGAAACUCCUCAACUCGUCUUCCAGAAUAUUCUCAACCGAGAUAUUCCAUGGCCUGAUGCAGAAGAGGAGUUAUCCCCCAACGCUCGAGGUGCCAUAGAGAUUCUCCUCAGUACAGACGUCACCAAACGGGCUGGGCUUAAAGAGCUGAAAGAGCAUGCGUUCUUUGCGGGUUUGGACUGGGACAAUCUCCAGAACCAGGCCAUGCCUUUCAUUCCCGAGCCCCAUGACGAGACCGACACGUGCUACUUCGAGGCAAGAAACACUGCGCAACACCUGGCUCUCUCUGGCUUCAGUCUCUAACACACACACACUCACACACUCUGACUUGCACAUACGCACUCAUGCUCGUGAAUUUCCUGACUAUGAGUGUAAUGACUGUGAUUCUUUCUUCCUUUCCUCAUCACUUUGCUAAUGAUUUAUGACUCUUGAGUCAGUUGUUCUGACUCGGCUUCUACAGAGACAUUUUCAAAAGUAGUGAGAUGUAGCACGAAGCUAUUCAUUAAACUCCUCAGCGCUGACUGUAUGAUUCUGUCCACGAUUCAGACAAAAACAGAUCUCAGAUCAAAACUCUAAAUAUUACACAUUUUAUAUAUAUAUAUAAGCCCUGUUGGUGUUAGUUAAUAUUAUUUUGGUGUUUUGUGUGUCUGUAUGAGUAAUAUAUUGUUCCUGCUGCUAUGUGUAUAUACUCUAACUUGCUGAGGGUUUCAGAGAUCUGGGCUUAAAAUAUCAUUUGCGUUUCAAAUGUCUUUAGCGAUGAUCUGACCUGCAAAACAGCAUCUUUUUUUUUUUUUUUUGGAUAAUGUGCCACACAAAAACUGAUUUUUCUCACGUUUCAGUGUGUUAGAUAAAACUGUUACAUGGUGUACAACUUCAAAUAAAAUCCUUUUAAUAUCUCAGAAUUGUAUUUGUGUAAAUGCGAUUUGUAAGCAUUACACACUUCUGAGUCAAUGUUUUAUGUUUUUUUUCGUCAUGUUUCCUUUCUACACUCUCAGAAAUAAUUAUUACAUGGUGUGGAAGUUCAAAUAAAAUCAGAUUAAUAUCAUCA
Messenger RNA from Pangasianodon hypophthalmus (striped catfish), 3650 nucleotides. It is a transcript of the gene mastl, whose product is annotated as microtubule associated serine/threonine kinase-like. Gene Ontology annotation, cellular component: nucleus. The transcript is spliced from 13 exons. Gene Ontology annotation, biological process: peptidyl-serine phosphorylation; intracellular signal transduction. Gene Ontology annotation, molecular function: protein serine/threonine kinase activity; ATP binding. Bases 293 to 2905 code for a protein of 870 amino acids. Lineage: Eukaryota; Metazoa; Chordata; Actinopteri; Siluriformes; Pangasiidae. The record is from RefSeq and is a predicted model, not a curated record.